Messenger RNA from Yamadazyma jaroonii, 1647 nucleotides. The record is from the annotation of a GenBank genome assembly. NCBI's taxonomy places the organism in Eukaryota, Fungi, Ascomycota, Pichiomycetes, Serinales, Debaryomycetaceae.
AUGAGGUUUAGGAGGUCCCAAACCUUGAUAUUACUAUUCAUUAUAGUACUAUCGAAUGUAUUAUAUGCUGUGUUUUAUAUAGACAACGUUAAAUUUCAUGCCAAUAACGUAGCAACAGCAGCUAACAACGUAUGGGGUAGAAUAAACAGUAAUACCAAAACUGACAGUCCUAAGGAAGAAACUUUCGAAGAUUUGAUAACCCAUAAUUUAUCCGAUUCACUAGAGAUAGAUGGAGAUUCAUUAACAUCUGAUAAAUGGAUAAACAAUCCAACAUUGUUUUAUCUUCCAAAGUUCACCCUUUCGGUCUAUAGUCAUGAAAUCGGAUUAAAACCACCAUCCGUGCCGUUCGCAUGGUCAGAUUGGGUUAAUUUGACUAUGUUAAAUAAUGAAUUUACCAAGAGUCCAGAUGAAAGAAGUCGAUGUAAAACCUUGAAAAGUCAUCAUAAUAACGCUCGACCAAACUUUUGCGUUGAUACCGAUGAAUUAACCACAGAAGAAAUGGAGAUAAUAGCUUUACCGAUUGACCAAAUCCCAGGAUAUGCCAUUUUUUUUGCUCCUAAUGACGGUGAUAGCGAAGUUCAAGUCAUUGAAGGGAAAGUUUAUUUGGUCACAUUCAUGCCUAUUCCUAUGAAUUUGAUGAUAAUAAAUGAUGAAGGGAUUUUAUCUGUACCUAUUGAAGGUAAAAGUAGAAUGCUCGAUAGUUCAUUAGUUUUCUAUUUGCAAGGGUUGAAAGAAAUUGCUGUAGAACCAUUGGAUGGUUUCCAAAAGCAAGAACCCGAAGAAGCUAUAGAAGAAAGUUUCCAUUUCAAAAGUAAUUUCGAAGAUUUGGAAUCAAGAAUCGAUCAAUUGAAUGAAUUAAUUACCAAUGAAAUAAUUUUCGAUAUCGAAAAGAUUGAUACUUUGAAAUUAAAUAGACAAGAGAAGAUGGUGUACGAUAGUAUGAAGUUUAGUAACGAAGCUGAAAGUGAAUCAGUUUAUUUUUACACUCAUUUGUAUGAAAAUGAAUUCAGAGAUUGGAGGUUCAUACCACAAAAGGCAUUAAUCACCAAGAGAUUCGAAGCAAGUCAAAAACAAAAUUUGAUUAAGAACUGGUCCUUAUUCACGAAAAACAUUGGGGCCAAUUAUUGGGUUGAUAUGGAAAAUUGGCACAUAAACAAAUCAGGUAAUUUAACUUCAUAUACUCCAAUCACUGAUUUGAAUAAUCUUUGUUUUCAUAACCAAUCCCUCAUCGUGAGUGAACUCGAUAGAUAUUAUUUAGAUUGUUCGCCAUUUAUAAACAAUCAAAAUCAAGAAAUUACCGAUGCCAGAUUCAUUGAUGUGGAUACUGGAAGAUAUAUCGAAAUAAUGGGAGUUUCAGCUAUGCCGAACGGAGAUAUAAACAGUGAAGGGAACACCUGGUCUUACAAAGGUAAAAAUGGGGAACAAUUCUUAAUGGACGAUUUGUUACCCUUGAGAACAGUAAAUUUCAAUGGAGUUGAUACCAAAGUACCUUCUAAUCAUCAAGAUAUCACUAUUGAAAAUUAUGGUACAAUAGAUUUAAAGAGUUUGUCAGUUAUUAUGAACAAAAAGAUAGAGGACUUAUACGAUUUCGAUGGUAUAGUAGACGAGACAAUAUUGAACAAAUUAAAGGAUUUAGAUAGGGUAUAA